AUGAUAAUUCAUAAACUGCCACAUUAUUUUUUAAAAUUGAAAGGAACUUUUGUUUCAAAUUGCUAUCAUAUUAGAUUAAGAUUAUUUACCAAGACUACUUCAAAUUUACAAGAUCGUAAUCAUAAUACAAUAUUAAAUGAAUUAAAAGUACCCAAGGCUAGUAUUCGAUGGUUUUAUGCUUCUGAUGUACCUAUUUCAAAACCUGAUUGGUUUAAUUAUCAACAGACUAAAGAACCAGAAAGUUUCAUACCUUUUUCAGAAUAUGAUUCAAAAAGACUAGAAAGAAACUAUCAAUUAUCAAGUACUAAACCAAUUGAAGUUAAUGAGGAUAAAUUAUUUGAAGUUGAUUUGGAAAAAUUACAGUUAUCUCCAGUUUAUUGGGAAGGGCCAAUUUAUGAAGUGCGAAGAGGUUUAUGGUUUAGUUCCAACGGUAUUCCUUUAUCCAAGAAACAAACAGUUGAAAUUGAAGAAGCAUUUAACAAAUUAAAACCAUAUUUAUUUACUCAAAAUAUUGAGAUAAGUAAGAAGACGGCAAAAGCAAAUAAAGAGAAAAUCUCAAAAUUUAACAAGUUAAACCAGUUGAAUAAUAAAGAGCAGAAGGAGAAGGAGAAAUUACAAGAUGAGAUAAACAUCUAUGAACAUAAAAUUGACUAUUUGCUGCAAAAAGACUUAUGCAAAUUGAGUGACGGAAAUGUUGUUCUAUUCUUCAAUAAAAAUCAAGCUGCCAUAUUUCCAGAAACUUAUAAUUCAUUUUAUCAAAUUGAUGUAAUUAGAUAUUUUGGUCCCCUGCAAGUUUCUUUAUUAGGUGUGAAUCAUAUACAAAGAGGUUAUUCAGAAGAAUUAAAAGAAGGUAUAUUUGAUAAACUUUCAAAAAAUCCAUUACCAAGUAUUGCUGACUCAUUUCAACUUGAAUUUGGUUCAUUAUUUGGAAAUAACAAAAAAGGGGAACUAAAAGAAGCUAAAAAAGAAGAAGAUCAUGAUAUUGAGGAUAAAUAUAUGCAAAAAUAUUUAGAAGGAGAUUAUGAUUUGGAAACCUCAAAGAGUAAAUCAAAUAGAGAAAUUGAUCAUUUAAUAUUAUGUAUACAUGGUAUUGGACAAGUGCUAGGUAAUAAAUAUGAAUCAGUUAAUUUCACUCAUAAUAUAAAUGUAUUAAGAAAUACAAUGAAGAGAGUAUUUGAAGAAAAUGAUCAAUAUAGAAAAUUAAUAUCAAAAUCAGUGGAUGAAGAAGAAGUGGAUCCAAAUAAUAAUAGAAUACAAGUAUUACCUAUUUCAUGGAGACAUAGAGUAGAUUUCAAUCCACAAGAAACUGGAACUUCAAGAUUACCAUCAUUAUCACAAUUAAAUGUUGAAGGUAUCAAAGCGUUACGUAAUAUUGUCGGUGAUGUAGUGCUAGAUAUAUUAUUAUACUACGAACCAAAAUAUUUAGAUCAAAUAUUUACAGCUGUUACAUCUGAAUUAAACCGUGUUUAUAAAUUAUUCAAGGAGAAGAAUCCGAAUUUCAAAGGGAAAGUUCACAUUUUAGGGCAUUCGUUAGGUUCAGCAAUAGCAUUUGAUAUACUAUCAGGUCAAAGUGGGACUUUAACAGGUUCAAUAAAUGUAACUAAAGAUAUAACAUUUGAAGUUGAAAACUUAUUUCUUGCUGGUUCACCUGUUGGUAUGUUUAAACUACUUGAAGGUAAGAAUAUAAAAUCUAGAAAGUCAAAAGAUUUCCAACCAACAAAAGAAGAUAAUUUUGUAUCACCAAAAUGUGCAAAUUUAUAUAAUUUGUUCCAUCCUUGUGAUCCAGUUGCUUAUAGAAUUGAGCCAUUAGUUCAGCCUAAAUUUGGAGAUUUUAGACCUGUACCUGUUGAUUUUGCAGUUAAAGGAUUAAAUAAACAAAUCAAAGAUUUAGCAAGUUUUGGAGAUGAAAUUACAGAAAAGAUUUCAUCAGCUGCUAGAUGGUUAAGAAUUUCAAUAUCCAAUGAUGAAAUUAUUGAAAAUCCAAAAUCUAUUGAAGAACAAGCAAAGAAUGAAAAUGCGUUAGGCGAUAUAAUUACAAGUAUUGCCAUAUCUGAUCAAGAUAAAGAUGAAGCUAAAAAGGGUAAAAUUAAACGAAAAGAAAUUGAAGGUGAAGUAUUGAAAAAUUUAACAAAUUUAAAUAAAUCAGGUAGAAUGGAUUAUAGUCUACCAAUGGGAGUUUUAGAUUUUUCAUUGGUAUCGGCAGUUAGUGCUCAUAUUUCAUAUUUUGAUGAUGAAAAUACUGCAGGAUUUUUAAUUAAAGAGGUUUUAACAGAUAGAAGUAAACCAGUUGAAAAAUUGAUUGUAUCAUCUACUUAA
Messenger RNA from Insectozyma verbasci, 2316 nucleotides. The record is from the annotation of a GenBank genome assembly. Lineage: Eukaryota; Fungi; Ascomycota; Pichiomycetes; Serinales; Debaryomycetaceae.